Molecule: messenger RNA, 1404 nt
Organism: Postia placenta MAD-698-R-SB12
Lineage: Eukaryota; Fungi; Basidiomycota; Agaricomycetes; Polyporales; Adustoporiaceae
Exons: 4
Coding region: 1-1404 (467 amino acids)
Biological process (GO): amino acid metabolic process; biosynthetic process
Molecular function (GO): transaminase activity; pyridoxal phosphate binding
Source: RefSeq, a predicted model, not a curated record
AUGGCUGAUCAGGCAGCAAUUCGCGACAAUGAAAAACGGGCGGGCCCUCCAUUGUCAUCUUAUGGGCGAGCCCAAGUCGAAAGAGGAAAACUACUUCUACAGAUGCACAAGAAUAUGCGCAAUACGUAUCACCCUUUACAUAAUCCAAAUGGAAUUGUUAACAUUGGUGUUGCAGAGAAUACUUUGAUGCAUGAAGAACUACGUGAAUACUUCGAGCAGAAGUUCCGCUUACUUCCCGAGGACUUCACUUACGGCGAUGGCAUCACCGGCACGACGCGUCUGACAAAUGCACUGUCGACCUUCCUCAACUCGUACUUUGGGCCUCACCUUCCAGUCAGCCCGGAUCAUUUGAUUAUGGGGACAGGAUUGCUACCUAUGAUGAGCCACGUCACCAGGGCGGUCGCCGGUCGCGGUGAGGGCAUUCUUUUAGCGGCGCCUUAUUACCCGGGAUUCGACGAUAGUCUUGCCAUUGAGAACGACAUCAUUCCCGUCGGGAUCUCCGUACCUCCAUCGGAGAUGAACACAAUGGCCGAACUAGCCUACCUCGAGAAUGGUCUUUUGGAGAGCAAAUCUAAGGGGGUCGUCAUCCGAGCGGUGAUUGUGUGCAAUCCGCACAACCCUCUAGGUCUCCGCUACUCGCGCAACGUUUUGAUUGGGUAUGCUCGUCUGUGCGAACAGUACAACCUGCACCUCAUCUGCGACGAGGUGUAUGCCUUAUCCGUCUUCCCUUCACGCGAUGUACCACAGCCGCAACCUUUCGUUUCUGCAUUGUCAUUGGAUCUUCAGGCGCUGGGUGUCAACCCGUCCAGGGUCCACAUACUCUACGGUAUGUCCAAGGACUUUAAUGCGGAUGGGUUCCGCGCAGGCGUCUUCAUCUCCCAGUCCAACUUACUACUGUUGCGGAGUUUAACCGUCGCAGCCAUGUUCAUGAGCGUUGCAUCUCCCACCGACAUCCUCUGGUCCACGCUACUCACCGACAAGACUUACCUUGCGGCGUUCUUUGGGCGUAACCAGGCGAAACUACGGGAAGCGUAUGAAUACAUGACCCAGUGGCUCACAUUCCACGGUUUACCCUACAUUCCGUCUUGUGCAGGGCAUUUCCUCAUGGUCGAUAUGCGCCCCGUGCUGUCGAAUUGUGAUCGAUACGCUUCCAUUCUUUCGGUAGGACACGAGGCCACAAUGCGCGAAAAGGAAACCGCCUUAUACAACCUGCUGCUGGCACACAAGGUGACAGUCGUACCUGGAGCUGUUAUGCAUACUGCCGAGGGUGGCUGGUUCAGGUUCACAUUCUCACUCCGGAGGGAGUUCACCGACGUGGCUUUGUCGAGGUUCGAACAGGUGUUGGGAUGGCGCUCGUGGAAGGAGAAUCCCCUUACUGCAAGCACUGAGGGCACGAACGGAUGA